Messenger RNA from Tilletiopsis washingtonensis, 755 nucleotides. RefSeq lists its product as hypothetical. Lineage: Eukaryota; Fungi; Basidiomycota; Exobasidiomycetes; Entylomatales. The coding region runs from base 31 to 699 and encodes 222 amino acids. The record is from RefSeq and is a predicted model, not a curated record. The transcript is spliced from 7 exons.
CCCGACCACCACCGCCAGAUCCCGCUCGCCAUGGCCACAACAGUCUCGCAGGAGUACGCCGAAGGCGACGGCUACUUUCAGAUCCGCUUCCUCAUGAUCCGUGCGCACGAGACGCUCCUUAAGGGCCUCGACAGCGUCGAGCAGCAGGUCCGCGACGACCACAGUUGUGACCUCGCCAAUUGGCUGGGCUACGUCGACGCAUGGGCUGCAUGCGUGCAUCACCACCACAGCAUUGAGGAGAAGGUGCUCUUUCCUCUGCUGGAGCGCAAGGGCCUCGGCGUGCAUACGGAGCUAGAACAGCACGAGAAGCUGCACGCAGAUCUCGAGGCGCUCUCCAUACGCACGACGGAGUGGCGCGCGAAUCCGUCAUCGUACAGCGCCGAUGAGCUCGCGUCGCUACUGGCCGAGCUCGCGCCCAACUUCAGGCAGCACCUCGAGGAGGAAGUGGCGCACCUGACCCGCGAGCGUCUAUCGCCGCAGGUGUCGAGCGACGAGCUCAAGGCGUGCAUUGCUCAGCUCGAGGCCGAGGCGAAGAAAGGCGACCCCUUCGUCGCGCCGGUCUUCAUGAUGAGCCACACUCCUCCGGCUCACAAGUACUGGUCGAAUAUGGGCUGGCUGAUGUACCGCGUGCUCAUCCCGGCGCUGUCCUAUCGGCACGCCGGCUACUGGAAGUACUCGCCGGAGCCGCUGAACCUGUAGCCCGCCGCUCAGUCACGUCACGCCAAAUGUCACUGUAUGCUAUCGCUUGAAGCACC